AUGGAAACGCGUUCUGCUGCUAACCUACAGCCCAAAAUUAUAGGCCUGGAUAUUAUAGACAUAUUUGAUCUGCCAUUCAACAGCACAGAAGGAAGGUCCUAUAUAGAGUCUUUGGACCGGGGUAGCAAGGGUGCCGAAAGUUGGCAUGUUCUUGGAACAACGGUCUACCACUGCAAGCCCUACCAAUGCGGAAGGAAUCAGCUGUCUGCAGCACUCCGCUUGAGUCUCUCGAGCAAGGGAAUUCGAGCUCUCGUCUAUAUCUCACAGGGUACCGCAGGGCCCCAGAAGGCAGUCAGUGCCGACGGCUCAUAUUCAAGCAAUCCCAGGCCUCCGCACCCGUAUAUGAAAGACGAGACUCCGAGGUACAUACAGUAUGAUAAUACACAUCUAAAUGGUCAGCAGCAGUACCCUCAGAUAACAAUAGUGCAUGACAUAGAUACCUUAGAUGUGCUCCGCCAGUUUCUCACCGAAGCCAAUAGCAUAGGAAGGCCCAGCCUCCCUAUUCCGCAGAAUCUGGCUGGCUGUCGAGUUGGGCGGAGCACUCCGUGGUACAACGUAAUGUUCCUCUGUCCGUGCGUCAAGUUUCCGCGUCCCCGGGAAAUAUUCACAGCUGCUACAAGGCGGUCCCAGCCCAAAUCGCUAUCUAACCCAGAGGAUUGUGACUAUAUCAUUUAUCCCUUGGGCGCUAUUGAGUACGCCACGCUAUAUCCAAACGACGAUGGCGUAACUCUAACGUUCUAUCACUUGGCAAGUAUUGAAAACGCUCACCAACAUAUUAAAAGCCUGCUAGACCCGAGUGGUCUAAAUAUUUAA
Giardia duodenalis is the source of this 813-nucleotide messenger RNA. RefSeq lists its product as uncharacterized. The transcript has a single exon. NCBI's taxonomy places the organism in Eukaryota, Fornicata, Diplomonadida, Hexamitidae. Bases 1 to 813 code for a protein of 270 amino acids. The record is from RefSeq and is a predicted model, not a curated record.